UUACUGGCCGUCAGUGCGGGUUCCCGGGCCGUCCCAGAAACGGAACUAGCGCUACAGCAGCGCCAGUGUCUCGGCCCGGAGACACGGCUCACUAUACCUGUCGUCCAGGAUACACGCUGUUUGGCGAGGAGGAGAGGGUGUGCCUAGAUUCUGGCAUCUGGGCGGGACGCCAACCUCUAUGCGAACUCAACCUGGCACUGAACCGCAACUCCUUGGUGUCAGCGACCCUGUGGAACUACCGUGCCGCCCUGGCAGUGGACGGUAACCCCGACACAUGCAGCUUUACACCUCGGACAGCAGAGCAGCGCUGGUGGCAGGUCGACUUGGGCACUGAUCAUCACGUAGGAUCAGUGGCACUCAUCAUCAACAAAGAUUCUUACCAGGAAUUCACCAUCUUUGUUAUUCAGCUUCUUUCGAAGAGUGAAGCUCUGUACAAACCAUGUGCUACUUUCAAAGGCCGUUUCCAGAAUCCGCGUGUCUUAUUCUCCUGUAAUGAUGGCCUCGGACACCAGGGACGUUAUGUGUACAUCCGAGAUGACAGGCGUGAUCAGGAUUACUUCAGCCUCUGUGAGGUGGAGGUGUUUGCAUACAGAGAUGAGAGCAUAUGUGGGGAGCCUGAAGAGCCUGUAGCAGGCCAUGUAUUAGUUGGUUCUGAUGGGGUGGCCAUCUAUUCGUGUUAUUCUGGUUACCAGCUUCUGGCUGAACCAAACCGAACUUGUGAAAGGGAUGGUCACUGGAUGGGACAUGCCCCACAGUGUGAAGAAAUCCUGUGUGAUUCUCCACCAACACCCUCGUUUGGUUUCCUGGAUGAAGCUGAGUUAAGGAUCAAAUAUCCCUAUAAUAGCCGAGUUAGAUACAAAUGCCAAUCUGGUUACAUCCUUUGGGGAAAUACUUCCAGUGUUUGCACCGAGAGGGGCAUUUGGUCUGGGAAGGCCCCUCAAUGUAAACCCAUCACCUGUGGAUACCCUCAGCUGUUCCCACAUACUGACGUGCAUCUGCUUAAUCAGUCCACCCUCUGGAACUCUAAGGUCAUAUACACAUGCAAGGCAGGGUAUUCCUUCACUCCAGGUGUAAUUGAUACAACAAUUUCCUGCCUUAGUUCUGGGUCUUGGGAAAAGAAAGACAUCACCUGCAUUCCUGAUGAUGACAGAAACUUGCCAGUUAAAUUAACGGGCAAAGAGUGGGGGCAACAGCCUGAGGAUCCGGGCAGUGAUUCUGGAAGUAAUGGCUUGGGAACACCAGGAAUUAUAUCAAUUGGAAUAUUCUGUAUCCUCCUCAUCAUUAUCUUCUCUGUUCUAGGCAUCUUGUUGGCCAGAAGGUUCAAGUCCAAGAAGGCAACUCAUUCAACCCCUCAGUCAUCCACUAAUGACCUGAUCAUCGGUAAUGCAAAGGAUGGCACAUAUGAUGAUGUGGCAGCCCCAGUGUUUCAAACAGUAGUCGCUCUUCAGCCCCAGUGCCUCUCCACCACCAGAAACGACUCACAAGUCAAUGAUAUGCUAACAUGCUUCACUCAGACUCAAGAACCUGCCUGUUAUGACACAUUGCAGUCUUUUCCAAGUGUAAGCAGUUACAAUUCAACAGUGGUAACAGAUAUUGAACACGAUCCAAAUAAUAUACGAAUAAAACGUGGAGAUGCUGAUGGAGAAGGGACUCAGGAUAGAGACUGUAUGCAAGAAAAACCAAGACGACCCCUCAACACUGGAUAUGAGACUGUACACAUUCGAAGAGACAGUGACCACCCCAUAAAAAUUCCAGAGUAUGAAACAGUUCGAAACCUUCAACAGAUGGCAGCAGAUUCCACAUAUGAAACUGUUCAGUCAAAUGGAUCCAUUAGUAGCCUGAGUAAAUCCAGAAACAGGAUAUAUCGUUCUGUUCCAUCUGCAUUAAAAAUAUUCCUUCAGCCAUCUUCAAAACCAUCUGAAUCAGAGCUCUGUGAUGGGGCAGUUCCUGCAGAGAUAAUGGCUCUGUAUGCUCAGGUGGAUAAGACAAAGAAACGCAGAUAUCGUUCUGAUGUGCCUAAUAAUUCAGAGGCUAACCAUAUAACUGGAAAUAAUGUUUCUAGUCAGACUGAUGAAGACUGUGAGCCUGCACAAUAUCCUGUGAGUAACAUCAUGUGUGUUUCGCAGGAUUCAUGCAGCUCAGUGGUAUGGAAUGGAAAUUCCACAGAUUGUGCUCCAAACAUAUUGCAAGAUUGUAGUUUAUCAUCCCCCAGUAGACGACCAUUACCAUCUGUACCCAAUAUUCGCUUCCUACGCACAUCACAAGAUAGUGAACCCCCAAAUCAGGCACUAGAGUGUGCCCAGUUGUGACUAUAUUUAUAUAUAUAGUGAAUCUUAGAUGUGAUACCCCUAUUUGUUUGGUGGUGAAGAACAUCUGUGAUGUGAAUAUUCAGAAACAGUGAUAAGUGGCAGCACUGUUUGUGGUCAGUUGAUCCUGCCAUUUAAUAUCGUAACUGUUAUGUGUUUUAUCAUCUUGGGUCAGGCAUCCAAUGAUUGAAUCCUGUUGUAUUUUAUAAGGAAGCAAAAUAUUUAUGGUGCAUGAACAUAAUUUGGAUUUUCAUGACUAAUUUAAUUAAAGGAUUAUUAUGAUCCUGUGGCAUGCAUUAUCAAGAAUUUUAAUUUAGAUGGUGUUUGGAGAGUCUUUCCCUUAUACUACAAUAAUGGCACACAGAAUAAUUGUCCCCUUGUUUCUUCUGUCAGUUUUAGUCUCAGCAUAAACACAUACUGUAUGAGUUGCCAUCCACAAUUGGUAAAGGAGUUCAAAUUUGUUUAAAGCAAUUCGUAAUUAUGUAAGAUUUGAGGUUUUCACGGCGGUGACUAUGAAGAAAACAGUCUUCUGGGAUUUUGCACCGUGUAUA
Cryptotermes secundus is the source of this 2857-nucleotide messenger RNA. RefSeq lists its product as uncharacterized. The record is from RefSeq and is a predicted model, not a curated record. The annotation marks the transcript as partial. The transcript has 8 exons. Lineage: Eukaryota; Metazoa; Arthropoda; Insecta; Blattodea; Kalotermitidae.